GCAGCUGCUGCUGUCCGCACCGCCGUGCUGUGGGUGUCGCUCUGUAUGCUUCUGCAGCACCUGGGCCACCACCCGCAGUUCACGGCAGAAGCGAUGAUCGGAAUUGUUCAAGUUAACAUUGUGCGAUAUUUCUCAUUUCCCCACAGUAUAUUCCAAUUGACGAAUUAUGUCAGUUAUGGUAGUUCCGUGGAUGCCUGUCGUGCAUCUGGAGGAUAUCUCGUAACUGGGCAGUCACUUGCUGCACAAGAUGCAAUUACCUACCACCUGAAGAGUAAUCAACACUACUUCUACCCUACAACUGCCACUUUUAUGGGUGGGGAUGCAAUCUACAGUACCAGAUUUGAGCCUGACCCAAGCCAAAGGUGCACACAAGGACGUAUUGGUGCUUCAAUUAAUUGCGUGUACCGAUGGAACCAGGGUCUUUUUGCACAAGGAACAGUUGACGGUAAAGGUGUUGAUUUUUACAAAGGCUCGCUUUACACUCUUCCAGGUGCAGGACCAAUGAAUGGGUACACACCGUUCUGGCAGGUCAACUACCCUGCACGUGGUAAUCCUUAUCUGGUCUCAAGGUUCACGUUCACCGAGGGGACACAAGCCCCAUGGUAUGAUGCUGCAGUAAAUCCAAAUGGAGAUGCCGUACUUAUUAUUAACGGCUUUUUGGUUGUAUGUGAGGUUCAAGGUGCAAUUGAUGGUUCUACUGCUGCUCCCACUGCUAUUCCUACUUCUAUUCCUACUACUGAACCUACUACUGCUACUGCCAUACCACCAGCAGAGGCAUCAGAGCCAUCAUGGAUCAAGAAGCAUUGGUAUGUCCCUCUGAUCAUUGCUUUGGUUGUGCUGGCAGCUAUCAUUGGACUGAUUAUACUGUGUUGUUGUCUUGGUGGCGGUGACGAAGACAAGUACUUGCCACCAAUGGCCACUAGAGAAGCCAGUGACAUGCCUCUGCAUGCACGUGAAAUCACUGAUGACGAUGAUGAUGAUUAUAAUGAUAUUGAUGAUGACCGGAGUGUGUCCAUGGUUCCAUCAGAACCGAUGCCAAUGGAAGAUAUUGAAUCUGCGAAUGUAUCGGUGUACUCGGUGGCGGAGAAUGAUAUUUACGGUGAUGGAGAUGUAUUCUCGAGGGGUAACCGAUAA
Molecule: messenger RNA, 1134 nt
Organism: Trypanosoma theileri
Lineage: Eukaryota; Euglenozoa; Kinetoplastea; Trypanosomatida; Trypanosomatidae
Exons: 1
Source: RefSeq, a predicted model, not a curated record